AUGCAGUGCUACACUGAGAUAGCCCCGCCCACCGCCGUCAGCCAUGCCAUCAGCCUGCCCUUCGUGCACUCUAGGUCAAACAACCUAGUCGUCGCAAAGAACUCGCUGCUCCAGAUCUUCGAGCUCAAGGCGACCACGACCGAAGUCACCCCGGGCGGAGGAAACGAGUCGGAGAAUGCCGCGGCCAACCUCGACACAGAGGCGGCCGACGUGCCGUUGCAGCGCACCGAGAGCACGGCCAAGCUGGUGCUGGUGGGCGAGUUCCCCCUCGCCGGCACCGUCAUAUCGCUGGCGCGCGUGAAAGCGCUCAACACAAAGUCAAAGGGCGAGGCGCUGCUGGUGGCGUUUCGGGAUGCAAAGCUCAGUUUGGUGGAGUGGGACCCGGAGACGUACAACCUCCAUACAAUAUCAAUACACUACUAUGAGAACCCAGACUUGCCCGGCAUUGCCCCUUGGUCCGCUGAUCUCAAAGACACGUACAACUUCUUGACGGCAGACCCCAGCAGCAGAUGCGCCGCCCUCAAGUUCGGCACCCACAACCUCGCCAUUCUGCCCUUUCGCCAGCGUGAUCUCGUCGAAGAUGACUAUGAUUCCGAUGCUGAGGCUCCCAAGGAGACCAAGGCUGAGCAGGCGGAUGGCGAGAAGAAGACCCCGUAUUCUUCCUCCUUCGUCCUCCCACUCACCAACCUCGACCCUACCCUUACCCACCCCGUCCACCUCGCCUUUCUGCACGAGUACCGCGAACCCACCUUUGGCAUAGUCGCUGCCUCGCGAGCCACCGCCCCGUCAUUACUCGCCCACCGAAAAGACAUCCUCACCUACUCUGUCUUCACCCUCGAUCUCGAACAAAAGGCUUCCACUACGCUCCUCUCAGUCACCGGACUGCCUUACGACAUCACGAGAGUAGUACCGCUGCCGUCUCCCAUUGGCGGUGCUCUGUUGGUAGGAGGAAACGAGAUCAUACACGUCGACCAGGGAGGAAAGACGAAUGGCGUGGCUGUCAACGAGUUUGCCAAGGCUUGUACAUCGUUCCCGCUCAGCGACCAGUCAGAUCUGGCCCUCCAAUUGGAAGGAUGCCAAGUCGAGCUGUUAUCGCAGGACACGGGUGAUGUGAUGAUCGUGCUCAACAGCGGACGCAUCCUCAUCCUUACCUUCACGCUCGACGGCCGUACUGUAUCCGGAAUGACUAUACAGACUGUCUCGGAAGACCAUGGCGGUCAAACCCUCAAAGCUGCCGCUUCAUGUACGAGUAAUCUCGGCAGAGGGCGGCUGUUCGUUGGAAGCGAAGACGGCGAGUCAGUAAUGCUAGGCUGGACUGGCUCAUCCACUCAACUGCGACGCAAGCAAACGAAUGCUGAUUCCGACGGCGACGAGGACAUGUCCGACGAGGAGGAUAUGGAUGAUAUGGAGGACGAUCUCUACAACGAUACGGCACCGGCGGUUCAAAAGAUUACGGCAGCUGUAUCUGAGCCCACGGCGCCAGGAACGUACACAUUCAGGAUUCACGACGUCUUGCCAAGUAUAGCACCGAUAAAGACCGCCGUCCUCCAUCCUGGCAAGGUUACCGAUUCUCUGAACAAGGGUGAGAUCAUGCUGUCUACGGGUAGAGGGUCGGCUGGAGCCAUCACUGCCCUUGACCGCGAACUCCACCCUGUCAGUAUCGCGACCAAAGAGCUUCCUUCAGCGCAUGGCGUCUGGGCUGUACAUGCUCGAAAGCAAGCCCCGGGAGAUGUCACUGCAGCGUUUGGCGAAGACACUGAAGCCAACAUGGCUACUGAUGUUGACUAUGACCAGUACCUGGUUGUCUCCAAAACCAUUGACGACGGCACUGAAACUACUGUGGUAUACGAAGUCAACGGCAACGAGCUGACUGAAACCGACAAGGGCGAUUUUGAGCGUGAAGAAGGCUCUACUCUCUUCGUGGGUGUGUUGGCCGCCGGCACAAAGGUUGUGCAGGUCAUGCGGACAGAGGUCAGGACGUGCGAUUCGGAACUUAAUAUGGACCAAAUCCUACCCAUGGAAGACGAAGACAACGGAAACGAGAUCAACGUCAUCAACGCCAGUUUCGCAGACCCAUACCUACUCAUCUUGCGCGAGGACUCCAGUGUCAAGAUCUUUAAGGCUACCGGUGACGGCGAGCUUGAAGACGUUGAAGCGACUGGGCUGACGGGAACAACAUGGCUUUCGGCCAGUCUGUUCAAGUCAUCUAGCUUCACGGAAGUGUUUGCCUUUCUCCUGACACCAGAAGGUGGCCUUCGCGUCUUCGCCAUGUCUGACAUGGAGAAGCCGUGUUACGUUGCUGAGGCGUUGAGCUUCUUACCGCCGGUACUAGCGAUGGAUUAUGUUCCUAAGCGGAGCGCGAUCAAAGCGACCAUCACCGAGAUUCUAGCAGCGGACUUGGGGGAUGCCACUACAAAGUCUCCACAUCUGAUCAUCCGCACUUCCAGCGAUAACCUCGUCAUCUACAAAGCUUUCCAUUCUCCAUCACGAUCUGCUUCCGAACUUUGGACUCAAAACCUGCGAUGGGUCAAGCUGUCGCAACAGCACAUACCAAGAUAUAUCGAAGAUGCAGGUUCCGAAGACCAACGGUUCGAAAGUACCCUGUUAGCGGUGAGCGACAUUUGCGGCUACAGUACCAUCUUCCAGCGAGGCACAACCCCGGUUUUCAUCUUCAAAGAGUCAUCAAGCGCACCACGCGUGAUUGGCCUUAGUGGUAAGCCUGUUAAGGGUCUUACAUCGUUCCACACAUCGAACUGCCAGCGCGGAUUUGCCUACCUUGACUCUACAGACACACUGCGCAUCUCUCAACUUCCGCCUCAAACACACUAUGGCCACCUCGGAUGGGCAACACGACGCAUGCCAAUGGAUGCAGAAGUGCACGCCCUUGCCUACCACCCGGCAGGGUUAUACGUUGUUGGAACAGGCCAGUUCGAAGAAUAUCAACUGGAUCCCAGUGAGACCUACCACUACGAACUGCCCAAGGAAGACAUGAGCUUCAAGCCCAAAAUUGAGCGUGGCGUUCUGAAACUACUAGACGAGAAGUCCUGGACGAUUAUCGACACACAUGUUCUGGAUCCACAGGAAGUCAUUCUUUGCAUCGAAACGCUCAACCUCGAAGUCAGCGAAGUGACACACCAGCGCAAAGACCUCAUCGCAGUCGGCACCUCGAUCGUCCACGGCGAAGAUCUUGCAACUAAGGGUUGCAUCCGUAUCUUCGAAGUCAUCACCGUAGUGCCCGAACCCGAUCGUCCGGAGACCAACAAGCGCCUCAAGCUCAUCGUCAAGGAUGAAGUCAAAGGCGCGGUGUCCGCUAUCUCUGGACUGGGCACCCAAGGCUUCAUGAUCAUGGCCCAGGGACAGAAGUGCAUGGUCCGAGGUUUGAAGGAAGACGGCACCUUGCUUCCAGUCGCGUUUAUGGACAUGCAAUGCUACGUCAGCGACCUGAAGAACUUGCCUGGAACGGGUAUGCUGGCUAUGGCUGAUGCAUACCGGGGUGUCUGGUUCACGGGGUACACACAGGAAGAGCCCUACAAGAUGUCUCUCUUCUCCCGCUCAAAGCAUAAUCUAGAAACCAUCGCGGUCGAUUUCCUGCCCUUUGACCAACAACUCCACCUCAUCGUCGCAGACGCAGACAUGAACCUGCAAGUCCUGCAAUUCGAUCCAGAUAUCAACUAA
This is a messenger RNA of Alternaria infectoria, 3675 nucleotides long. RefSeq names its product mRNA cleavage and polyadenylation factor subunit (gene CFT1). The coding region runs from base 1 to 3675 and encodes 1224 amino acids. Gene Ontology annotation, molecular function: protein binding; nucleic acid binding. The record is from RefSeq and is a predicted model, not a curated record. Gene Ontology annotation, cellular component: mRNA cleavage and polyadenylation specificity factor complex; nucleus. The transcript has 5 exons. NCBI's taxonomy places the organism in Eukaryota, Fungi, Ascomycota, Dothideomycetes, Pleosporales, Pleosporaceae.